This is a messenger RNA of Mytilus trossulus (common blue mussel), 1326 nucleotides long. RefSeq names its product glutathione S-transferase P-like. Lineage: Eukaryota; Metazoa; Mollusca; Bivalvia; Mytilida; Mytilidae. Bases 6 to 626 code for a protein of 206 amino acids. Gene Ontology annotation, molecular function: glutathione transferase activity. Gene Ontology annotation, cellular component: cytosol. Gene Ontology annotation, biological process: glutathione metabolic process. The record is from RefSeq and is a predicted model, not a curated record. The transcript has 7 exons.
CAAAGAUGCCAACUCUAGUAUACUUUCCAGUUAGAGGCCGAGCUGAAGCUAUGCGCACAUUGUUGACUGAUCAAAACAUAAAAUAUGAAGAAGUAAAUGCAGGACCCAGAGAAAAUUGGGUAGAAAACUGGAAACCAAAGAUGCAAUUUGGACAGUGUCCAUGUUACACAGACGAUGAUGGUUUCCAACUGGUGCAGUCUAAUGCUAUACUGGCAUAUCUUGGCAGGAAAUAUGAUCUGUAUGGUUCAGACAUUAAACAGGCAUCAAUAUUAGACAUGAUGAAUUCUGCUGUAGAAGAUCUCAGAGGAGCUUACGUUAGAAUGAUUUAUCAAAACUAUGAAGCAGGAAAAGAGCCAUUCAUUAAAGAACUACCUGAAAAAUUACAACCAUUUGAGAAUUUCCUAAAACCAACCAAGGGUUACAUUCUUGGAGAAAAGAUAUCCUGGGUAGACUACAAUUUAUUUGAUCUGUUGGACAUACUUGUCAUUCUCUCACCUGGGUGUCUUGAUGCUUUCCCAGCUGUCAAAGCUUUCUAUGAGCGAGUGUUAGCUAGACCAGGAGUCCAGAAAAGACGACAAACUGACCACUUCAAAAAUAUGCCUGUAAAUGGCAAUGGAAAACAAUAAAUCCCUAUAGAGGGAGUUGUGAACAUUCCACUUGUUUGGGAGAACAGGCUUUGUAUAUGGCAGACUUUCUUCAGCAUUUUGUAGAGGCCAGAAAAAUUAACUAUUAUAAUGAUUGAUGAAUACUGCAAUCAUGUGAAAGAGAAAUUAAAAAAUGAUUAAUUUUCUAUGUGUAGUUGACCUUUUACUUAAUUUUAAAAGUUUUUGAAGCUUGAUGAAGGUAGAUAUUUUUGCCUUCAUAAUAUUCAACAAAAAAUCAUAUACUGUGGAUUCAUUUAUUUUCGUGGGUACCAAUUUUCGUGGAUUGAAGAAAACUUGCAUAUUCGUGGAUAUUUAAAUUCGUGGUUUCGGAAAGUUUUGCUUACUUUCCUAUAGAAAAUUUGUAUUUCGUUGAACAUUUAAAUUCGUGGAUCCCCUGUUCCCACGAAAUCCACGAAAAUUGGUAUCCAACGAAUAUUAAUGAAUCCACAGUAUGAUAUAUUUUGACCAGAGGAUGUUUAUUGUACAUGCAGUCAUGGGGUAAUAUUCAGAAUAUCUAUAUAAUCAUCAUGACCAUUGGAGACUUCUAUGUAAUUAACUAAGAAAAUUAAAUUAACUGUAAUACACUCAACACACAGAACAAAGAGAUCUAAUUUAACUGUAUUCAUAGUGAGAUAUACAGUAUUGUUCAGAACAUCAGAAUUAAAAUUAUGAGAUAUCUGGA